This is a messenger RNA of Eremomyces bilateralis CBS 781.70, 411 nucleotides long. RefSeq names its product putative 60S ribosomal protein L26-1. Gene Ontology annotation, molecular function: RNA binding; structural constituent of ribosome. Gene Ontology annotation, biological process: ribosomal large subunit biogenesis; cytoplasmic translation. Gene Ontology annotation, cellular component: cytosolic large ribosomal subunit. The record is from RefSeq and is a predicted model, not a curated record. Lineage: Eukaryota; Fungi; Ascomycota; Dothideomycetes; Eremomycetales; Eremomycetaceae. Bases 1 to 411 code for a protein of 136 amino acids. The transcript has 3 exons.
AUGACGAAACAACUCACCUCAGGGAUCGCCUCCUCGCGGAGGAAGUCGCGCAAGGCGCAUUUCAGCGCUCCGUCCAGCGUUCGACGAGUGAUCAUGAGCGCUCCUCUUUCCAAGGAAUUGAGGGAUAAAUACAACGUGCGAUCCAUGCCCGUCCGAAAAGACGACGAAGUCAUCAUCACCCGAGGCGCCAACAAGGGCCGCACCGGCAAGGUCACCUCCGUCUACCGUCUUCGAUAUGUCCUCCACAUCGCUUCCGUCGUCCGAGAGAAGUCGAAUGGCCAGUCGGUCCCGAUCGGAAUUGCCGCUUCCAAGGUCUCCAUCACCUCCUUGAAGCUGGACAAGGACCGGGAAUCCAUUCUCGAGAGGGCAGCAAAGGGCCGUGAGACGGGGAAGAAGGAUGCGUCGGCAUGA